GAUACGGCGCCGCUCCAGGGCAGAGGCGUCUGAAGUAACAGCUUUGCUCCAGCGUGGCAUUCUUGUUUCCCACUGUAAUGGUCUGCUGAACAUCUGGACUCUUUGAAGCAGCCACCACCACACUCCGUAACGAAGGCAACCAAGAGCUAUGUCAGCUGGCAUCUCUCCCUAACCGCCUUAGUCGGUGAAGAGUCUCCAAACAAUAUGAGAUGGGCCGUUUUUCACUUUCAAGGUUUCCUUUCCUAUGGGAGCAGAGAACAAGCAAACAGGAUGAUGAGAGCAGACCACUCAUACAAAGGAAGGACACCUCUGCUCCUCCAAACCUGGACACAGAUGACAGUACAGAGGGCAAAACUGAGUCAAGUUCCUCCAAUCAUAGGGAGCGAAGCAGACACCCCUCCUGGAUGUUUCUCAGCCAGUCCACCCGCCACCACCAACCCUGCGGUCCCAGCGAUUGCCUUCUGAAAUACGUCCUGGUCACCACCAACCUGCUCUUCUGGGCACUGGGCCUGUGUGUCCUCGGCCUGGGGCUCUGGGGUCUGCUAGAGAAGGAGUCCCUCACCCAGGAGAGGCUCGAGAGCCUGGGCACGGACCCCAUGUUGACACUGGCCACCAGUGGCCUGGCGCUCACCCUGUUGUGUCUGGUGGGCUGUGCUGGAGCCCUGCGGGAGAACAGCUGCCUAAUGCGUACCUUCUGUACCGCCCUGCUCGCUGUGCUUGCUUCUCAGGUGCUGGCUAUCAUCGUGGCCUAUGGCCUGCAAGAUUGGAUCACAGGCGUGCUGCGUGCCGCCAUGCUAGGAGCCGUUGCCCGCUACCAGGACGACACAGACCUCAGGUUCAUCAUAGACGAGAUUCAGGUGGGACUUCAAUGCUGCGGGGCGGAAAACUAUCAAGACUGGGAGAUCAACAGUUACUUCAACUGCACAGCCCCUGGCAUGUGGGCGUGCAGCGUGCCCCCAUCCUGCUGUGUGGACCCACUGGAGAACGGCAGCGUGUGGAACUCACAGUGUGGGGCGGGCGCCCGCCGGCUGGACGAACUCACUGCCCACAGGGUAGUCUUCCUGGGGGGCUGCCUGGGCGCUGUCUCCCGCUGGAUAGAGCACCACUCCGGCCUCAUAGGCACGGUGGCCAUCACCCUGCUGGCACUCCAGAUUCUCAUGCUGCUCUUUACCGCAAGCCUGCUCAACAGGAUCCAGUGGAACAAGGUCUCAUUGGGCCACUGGACAGACCAACCUUAACAUUAUGGACACCUGUUAACUGCAAAACAAACGUUCCAGAUUUCAGGACACUUUACUACUGGGGCAGUUUGUUAUAUUAUUUAAAGGCUUUUACUGUACGUCAUUAUUAUUUCUGCAGUUAGCCAUGUAUUCAGAGUACUACUCCCACUAAGUAAUGUUAGGAACCCCAAGUGGUUAUCUAUGGUCAGGGGUGGUUAGUAACGGAACACAUGCAAUUGCGUAAUCAUGAUAGGAUAAAGAUAUCUAUUUUGAUAAGGUUACAGAAAAAGGCUGCAAUUACAUUACUGGUUCAUUUUAAAAAUAUGUUAAGGAUAACAUUACAAUGAAAACAAGAAUGACUCCUUUUUCUUUCUGAUUUUAUUUAUUCCCCUUUUAAAUGUUUUUAAUCGGCUGAAUGGUUCCCGUGACAGCAGUAGCCUGCAUUUAUUUAAAUGUGUAAAGUAUGUACCAUGUGUUUUUUCUUAGCCAUGAUGCAUGUUUGGUAUUUUUUUCCCAUUUGCUUCCAAUAUGUAAAUGGAACCAAAUGUGUAUUUGUGAGAUCUUUCUGGUGAAGUUCAUGUCUCUUUGCUUUCAUUAACGCACAACACAGUUUGAGUGAAAAUAGUUUUUUUUCCCACUAUCAGCAUGAGAUUUGUUUUUCGUGAACACAAUAUGUUUCCUAUGAGUCAUAAUGAAAAAACUUUCUUUUGUUUAGUUGACGAUAAAUCACAUAUUACUCGGAUUAC
This is a messenger RNA of Electrophorus electricus (electric eel), 1963 nucleotides long. RefSeq names its product tetraspanin 10 (gene tspan10). Gene Ontology annotation, cellular component: plasma membrane. The record is from RefSeq and is a predicted model, not a curated record. NCBI's taxonomy places the organism in Eukaryota, Metazoa, Chordata, Actinopteri, Gymnotiformes, Gymnotidae.